GUUGUGAGAGGACCGAGGGUAGAAUUGUAAUAACGGUCAAAUACACACCUGCUUGCUUUGAGCGUAUAAAUAGGUUUCUUCCCAAUAGCAAACUUCGAUAACACCGAAAGCAAAAGCUCGUUGGUCAAAAUGGGAACGGAAGCGGAAACGGCGUCGUGUAAGUGGGAAGGCAAGCACGUAGCUCAAGUCAACGGCGUCACAGCUGAGAAGGUCUGGUCGGUUUUCUCAGACUUUUGUAACAUCCACGAGUGGUUCCCAGCACUGGACACGUGUUACCGAGUCCAAGGAACCGAUGGUGAGCCUGGUCUGGUCCGAUACUGCGCGUCCACCAAAACCAAGGACGAGGAGGAAACAACAAAGUGGGCUAAAGAGCGGCUGGUCAAGAUCGAUCUCAUCGGGAGGUGUUUAAGCUACGAGAUUCUCGAGAAUAACGUGGGGUUUAAAUCUUACGUGUCGACGGUCAGAGUAAUGCCCGAGGACGGUGACGAUCAAGUGUCUCGCAUCGAGUGGUCGUUUGUGGCCGAUCCUGUUGAUGGUUGGAAGAAGGAAGAUCUUGAAUCUUACGUUGACUUUUGCCUUCAACAUAUGGCCAAGAAAAUGGAACUCAAUCUGUAACAUCUUCUUCUUUUUUUAAUUAUUCGUUUGUUUUCCUAUCGUGUAAGUCUAGAUGGCGUGGGUUUCGUGUUAGGAAACUUGAAUAAAAUUACUUGUGGCUUGGUCCAUCGUAUGA
Messenger RNA from Camelina sativa (false flax), 730 nucleotides. The record is from RefSeq and is a predicted model, not a curated record. NCBI's taxonomy places the organism in Eukaryota, Viridiplantae, Streptophyta, Magnoliopsida, Brassicales, Brassicaceae.